CGAUCAGACAUAGCCUGAGAUGCCUCCAGCUAGCUUGGCUGACGAACCCGGCUAGCCUUGGUCCUGCACGUGCGCUGGCGUCUCCUCCGCGAUUAGGCACCGACGCGCCUUCCCAUCCUCUGGGCGGGCCAGUCUCCUCAGCCAGCAACAACUCGCUUGCAUCCUAAAAAGAGACGACAGUUGCGCAACGAUGAGCGGAGGGCUGGGGAAAAUGGGUCGCAUAUAUCGCGCCAAAAUACACGUUCUUCCAUUCACCGACCAUGCUGGCAAAGAGGCGCUCAUGGUGUUCAGAGGCAGAGAAACUUGUCCACUUCCUCCGCUCUACAGUUUCCACGUCUAUUUCACCCAUCAAGACGUCAACCCUGGGAAUGUCCAGCCGGUCGAACUCCUCGAGGCUCUCGUCCGAGACACGCCGUACUUUGCCUAUGGAUGUCCCUAUCGUCUGGAGUUACAUUUCCUGCCUAUGCCCGGUGCAACGGUCGAAGAAUGCGACAAAGCCUGCAUCGCCCACUAUAUCGAAGAGAAACGCCACCGAGGCGACUAUGCGAGUCAAAUCAUACACCUUGAGACGUCCCUCAUCCCCAGUGGUAGUCUACCUGGCUUCGUACCGAGUUACAUACAAUAUGAAGAUUGCGAUUGGCUACGAGGGCGUCUCUACAGCUACCAAGGAGCCAGCUGGCCUAUGGAGAAGCAGCCUGCACGCAGUAUAAGCUUCGAUCCUCUCCCGCAAGAUCAGCUUCGUGUAUUGGCCGAGGAAGUGAUGGAAGAAUGUGCGGUUGAUGGUGUACUUCCGCCAAAUCGAGUCACUCCACGAGCAUUUCAAAAGGGUGAAGAAUAUGGUGUUGGCCCACAGCAUGCGGGCGAGGAUAUGUAUUACCUUUCCAACGGCGACACGCAAAACAUCACGCUCGAGCCGUAUCAGGAAGCGGUUGAGCGUGGUUGGUCAACGUGGUAGGACCAAUGUGAGGAAUCGGGUCGGUAGACGCCAAGA
Messenger RNA from Alternaria rosae, 991 nucleotides. RefSeq lists its product as uncharacterized. The transcript has a single exon. NCBI's taxonomy places the organism in Eukaryota, Fungi, Ascomycota, Dothideomycetes, Pleosporales, Pleosporaceae. The coding region runs from base 191 to 955 and encodes 254 amino acids. The record is from RefSeq and is a predicted model, not a curated record.